Molecule: messenger RNA, 3953 nt
Organism: Neltuma alba
Lineage: Eukaryota; Viridiplantae; Streptophyta; Magnoliopsida; Fabales; Fabaceae
Exons: 15
Coding region: 1-3270 (1089 amino acids)
Biological process (GO): positive regulation of transcription by RNA polymerase II; DNA damage checkpoint signaling
Cellular component (GO): nucleus
Molecular function (GO): histone binding
Source: RefSeq, a predicted model, not a curated record
AUGGCGCUGAGCUCUCCCCUCACUGCCGCUUCUCAGAUGGCGAGCUUAGGGCUUCGUCCUCCCCAGUUCUCCGAGGAUGUAGCUUGGGUUCCUGCUUGGUUUCAGAAUCUUAGAGCAGAUGGAUCUUGUGAAUAUGUAAAGGAGUCCCAAAUUCAUUCCAAUGAAAAAGUGAAGGAUCUGGCAAUUUCUCAGGAAAAUUUUGGUGAGGGCAAAGACAUCAAUGCACUAUCAAGGGAAGAAGGUGGGUACAAGAGCUGUCAUUUGUUCUUAUCCGGAGAAGAUAAUUCUCCCACUAGUCCUGCUUCAUCUCCAGGAAAUGAACAAGUAUUACACUUUAGCCUGCGCCUUUCAGGUGUCGAUCCACUGUUUUCUCCAACCCAGGGUUUGAAUACAUCUAAUAAUUUAGCUGCAUCAAGUAAAGUUCUGUCAGUGCAACCAGUUAAAAAUGCUGUUGAUCUUGGAGAGAAUCUGCAUUCCAUGAUGGAUGACUGCGCCUCCGAACAGAGUAUUUUGCCUUGUUCCAUUCCUGAAACAGUGAAAGUGGAUGGUCCAAAAUGUCCUGAUAAUGUUGAUUCCGUUAGAAAACAGAAAGAAAAAUCCAAGGUCACGAGCUUUAAAAAUGCAGACAUCAGUAAUGCAGUUGAACUUUCUAUUGCAGCGUCUGAGGCGUUGGUCAUACAUGAAUUAGUAAAGAUGAAACCAGUUUCAGAAACAUAUCCUGCUGAAGCUGUACUUGAAGUAGCCCUCCGUGUGAAGCAGGCUAGGCUUGAGGAUUUGGAAGACGGCUUCCUUUCUUCAAACGAGGAAUCUGAUUGGAGUGAUUCUCUUUCUGAUUUGAAUGAUGUUAAUAUGGAAGAUGCUUAUGAAGAUGUGGGGUUAUCUUCUGGCAUCUUCCCUGAGGAACGUCAGAGUUCAGCAACGUCUCAAGUCAAAGACAUCUCUGAUGCUGAAAAAUAUCAUGGAUGUGUUUAUAAAAUUAGAGAGCAUAUAUCUCAAUUUGUUAAUUUAGAUGAUAAUUUAGCAAAGAAAUCAUUAGAAGUCGAUGCAGAGAUCGAUAUGCAGCCAAAAGAAGACCCACCUGUACAGUCUCUAUGUUGUGAGAGGGAUAAGCAUUCUGAUAACCCUGGUUUGGGUCAUAUUUGUCAUCAUUUUUUACAGCAUACUUCCAGUGUUUCUGCCCAAAACCAGGCAGUUGGUCCAGCUGAUUCAGCUUCAAACAGACUCCAAAAUAACGUCAAAUAUUCACUGGUUGGAAAUACCAAAAACGGGAUUUUGGCAAGUUACUUGAUUCCAGACAGGUUUAAAAGCCGCUGGUUAGGUGGUUGGACAAGUGAGGAAUUGGAUUCAUUCCUAUGCAACCAGAAAAAUGCAGAACGUAAUUCUAAGUUUUUCAUCAGAGAGACAAGUUUUCUUUCAGAAUCUGCUGGUGAUGUUCCGGAUGAGAAUUCUUGUGUGCAAAAACAUGACUUUAAGGGUGGAAUUGGUUCUCAGUCAAGCAUACCUUAUGAGACCUUGCACAGAGCUGAUGAGGGCAUAUUGCAUUCUCAAAAUGAGGCCCAAUGCUCUAAUCUGUCACUGGAUGACCCUCUUUGUUCAGUUGUUCCUUGUAGCAUUCCUUCAGAACUGAUCAAUUCCAAACCUCAGAGACAGGAUAUUGAUAAUGAUUUAAAUGUCUCCCCCAUUCCUGAACUUGAAGUUGACAAUUUUCAGAGGACCUCAGAUCAUAAUGUGGCAUCAGAGGAUAGAGAUGAGCAAAUAAUGUCUUCACCAGAUGGAGAAGAUAUUCCAGCCACUAUCAGAAACAAGGUUCAACAAACGCCUCAGAUGUUGACUAGUGUUGCUCAAACUUGUCGGAAACAGUUGAGGUCUCUUAAGACUUAUAGCAUGAUUAUCCCUAACCAAUCUCUUUUCCGAAAAUGCAACCAGGCACUACUUUCAACUAAUCAGGGGAAUGGUAUUGCUGCCCUCUCAGAUAAAAGGAGUUCGAAGGGUCUCUUUGCAUCCAAUUUCCCGGACGGAAGCAAAACGAUGCAAAAUCAUGAUAUCUUUGAUAAUCACAAGUCAAAUACAGAAAUGAGAUACGGGAAGAGAAUCGAUGAUUUAAAAGAAGCAGAUGAGAGUGGCAUUCCAGCGGAAUCAUCUGAAGAGAGGGCAGCAACUCCAAUUCUAAAUGAUAGGAUAGAACAAUCCUUGCUGGGUCCAGAGAUUGUUGGGAAUGAAAUCGAUGUGGAGAAACAUAGAAACAAGCACUUACCACCGAAAUCUUUCGUCCAGCAUCAACAGAACAACAUUAACAAGUUACAAGCUGACUGCAAUGAAUUCCAUGGUGGACAUGUCGGAGUCAAAAAGCAUGUACGUUUUUCAGGGGAAGAGGAGCGGCUUCAUCUGAAAAGGACUCUCUCGAAGUUUGAAUCUUCAUAUAAUAAAAGUUCGUCUGUCAGAGCAAAAAGAAGAAAAGCUUCCAAGUCAUUGGCAAAUUUUGUGCCCCAUGUGAAACAUUCUCUAACAAAUUAUUGCAGAAAGGUAAGGACGAAAUAUAUAUUUCUAGGCACAGAAUUCCUUCUCACUGGAUUAUCUAGUCAGAAGGAAAGAGACAUGGAAGCACUUAUAAGAAAUUCUGGCGGGGUGGUUCUUUCUGACAUUCCCUCUCCUCCAAUUUCGAGGAGAAAGAGAAGUUCUACAUCCUCUCGCCAACAACUUCCUGUUAUUCUUUGCAUGAGAAAGCUACAAACCGCCAAAUUCUUGUAUGGAUGUGCCGUUGGAGCCUUGAUACUUAAAGUUGAUUGGCUAACUGAUUGUAUUGCUGCUGGAACUAUUGUAGAGCCUAAGAAAUACAUGAUUCUUCAUAACCGGAAUGACAUGAAGUUGACCAUAACAAGAAGGCUAGUUCGUCAUAAUAACCUAAAGCCGAUUUUUGAGGGAGUAGGGUUCAUGCUACAUGGCAAGCAUAAUUUCUGCACAAAAUUGGCGAGUAUUACCAAGCAUGGAGGCGGACAGGUAUUCAAAACCCUUCAGUGGUUAGUUAGGAGUAUUGAUGAAGGAAGGAUUUCUGCGGGAGCUAUUAUUGCCGAAGAUAAACCUUCUAUAUCUCGUCACUUGAAAUCAUGUGCCUUGGAGAAGGGGAUUCCUAUUGUGCCUUUAAGUUGGAUCAUUAAGAGCUUAUAUUCAGGGGAGCUGCUUCCUUUCACAGAAGAAAAUCGUCCAUCUCUAUUUCCAAUAACUAAUGUCCUAGAAGUUCCAGAUUCUAUGGACAUGAGUGAAGAAAUAUAAUAUUGUUUCUGCAGCAGCAAUUUACUAGGAUCGUGAGAUAUGAAAUUAGUGGUGAUGGUUGAGUACACUUCAAAGUGGUUGCUUUAGUUGACAUAUCCAUCAACAGGUGUUACAUCAAAGUGGAAAGGGCCGUAGCUCUCAAGCACCCAACUCGGCUCAAAUCUGAAUUAGCUGGAAUCCAAUGUGGCUCCAAAUACCAAAUUCUGUCACCAGGAAGAGGGAAGGAGAAGGUGCAUCCAAGGUCCAAUACUAAUCUAUGGAAGGGCUCUGCUUCAAGUUCUUAAACUUCUAAAGGAUUUGCUCUCCCUUUCGUGAAAGCACUGGAUUCACAAGCUAAAAGAGUUCUGCUCUAUUAAUUUUGAGCAACAGGCAACCCUAGCAAUUUCAUCAAUGCGAACCAACUGGGUAUAAGUGCAAAAAAAUUCCUGCAUCGAAAUAUGGAAUUGGACCUACAUGUAAAAACUUGGAGAGUCAAUGGAUAGCACAGAUGGAUUCUCAGUCCAGGUAUGGGUUGAUCCUACUGUUUUGGCCUUCUCAUCGGCCUUUUUCAAUUGUUAGCGAAGAGAAAGAGUGCUGAUUUUUUUUUUCCCCAGCUUGAGUUUAAUUUCUUUGAGGAGCAUCAUGAAUUAAAAAUAUUAUAUGGCAUCAAAUCAACAUGUGCGGAUAUCUUUCAAUUUGUUCAA